Molecule: messenger RNA, 1497 nt
Organism: Aspergillus tanneri
Lineage: Eukaryota; Fungi; Ascomycota; Eurotiomycetes; Eurotiales; Aspergillaceae
Product: cytochrome P450
Exons: 6
Coding region: 1-1497 (498 amino acids)
Molecular function (GO): monooxygenase activity; iron ion binding; oxidoreductase activity, acting on paired donors, with incorporation or reduction of molecular oxygen
Source: RefSeq, a predicted model, not a curated record
AUGGCACCGAAGGACUUUCCUGCCAUGAUCCAGAUGGACAUCCCGUCGAUUUAUUUUCCACUGCUGGCGGUGGUCUUAAUCCCCUGCGUGGCCAUCAUCCUGAUCCAACUACAGCGCAAAAGUCCUACUAUUCCGGGGGUUCCUGGAUCCAGCCUCGACCUCCUCUUCUACGGUAUUGGAACAAAAUGGGCCUUCCUGACCGGCCGAAGCGCCUACAAGUUCCAAUCCCUGCACGAAUCCUACGGAAAAACUGUCCGCUUCGCCCCCGGCCAAGCAACGACCAACACGAUCAAAGCGCUACGGAACAUCUACGGCAGCGGAUCUAGCAAAGGUCCCAGUUUCCUGAAAACCGGAUUCUACCGGAGCAUAUCGCGUCGGAAUCUCUUCACAGCGACGGAUCCGCACUACCACGCGCGAGUCCGGAAACUGUUCGGUCCCUCGCUGAGUCCCGGAUGUAUGAGCGCACACGCUGGCGUCGUGCGUGACUGCGUCCUGAGACUACAUGGCGUGAUUGUCGAGAAGCUGCAGUCAGAGACGGAGACAGGUACUCUGACAUUGAAUCGACUGCUGUAUUGCCAUUCGGUGGAUACCGUUUCGGAGGUUCUUCUGGGGAAACCGUUGGGCUGUUUGCAGCGGGGGAAGCCGUAUUUCUGGACGGAGCAGCUGCCGCGGAUUUUCUUCUGGGCGAUGGUGAGAGAUCAGUUUCAGGGGUCAGGAGUGCCGACGGUGAUGAAGUGGUUGUUGAGACGGAUUCUACGGAAGGGAAUUCGAUUGAGGAGUGAGGAGGCGAGAAUGAGACAACUUCGCGCCUCCCAUAGCCGUCGCGACGUGAUGGUCGAAGUGAUGGAACGCGCCGGCGACAGCGACUUACCGGAAGAAGAAAUCGCGGAGAAUUUCUCAGCCAUAAUGCUGGCAGGAUUCCACACGACGCAGAACGCCUUGUGCGCGGCAAUCUACUUCGUAUUGACACACGAAGAGGCACAUGUGAAACUGGUACAGGAGCUACGGUCGCAGUUUACCAGUGCCGAGGACCUCUCAGGGGAACGCGUGCAGCAGCUGCCGUAUCUCAACGCUGUGAUCGUCGAAGCUCUCCGAUUGUAUCCGCCUGUACCACUAGGAGGACCACGUGUUUCUCAGGGUGGUUAUGUGGAGGGGACGUAUAUUCCGGAGGGGACGGAAAUCUGCACCUCGUUAUUCGCCCUCCACCGCAAUCCCGAAUAUUUCCAAUGCCCGGACGAAUUCAUCCCGGAACGAUGGACGGAAGACAAUGGUAGAGACAGAAAAGAAGCGGUCCAGCCGUUCCUGGUGGGCAGUCGAUCCUGCAUUGCCAAGUACUUUGCCAAACAGAUGAUGCAGAUGACGCUUGCGGGGUUUUUCCUGGACUUUGAUGCGCAGUACGUGGGAGGAGUGAAGGACUGGCAGCGUCAGAGCCGGUGUUAUGCGUUUUGGGAGGUCCCUGAUCUGACGGUGAAACUUCAGAGGGUUCCUAGUAGUUAA